AUGACCACAUCAGCUUCCAUUUUCACCAAACUACAGUUACGAGAAACUAAUAAUAAAGCCAGAGGACGACGGUUCACAUUGGAAGAAAAAUUAUUAAGUUUAUCUCUAUACAAACAAAGUGCAAAAUGUUAUAGACUAUUAUCUAAAUUGUUUACAUUACUUGGGCGAAAGUCGUUAACAAAUUUACUGUCAAAAAUACCUAUUGGUACUGGUGUCGAUAAAUCCCUAAUUGAAGUGUUGCAAAAAAAUGUAUCAAAAUUAAAUGAAAAACACAAGAUCUGUGUACUUUUAUUUGAUGAAGUGAGUAUCGAACCACAUUUGCAGUAUGAUGAUAGUACAGGAUUCAUAAGUGGCUUUGAAGAUAAUGGUAUUUCUAGGACACAACAAUUUGCAGAUCAUGCCUUAGUCUUUAUGAUACGAGGAGUUAUAAAAAAAUACAAGCAGCCAAUAUGUUAUACAUUUUGUAAAAGCACCACUAGUCGUUAUGAUUUGCCGAAUCAAAUUAAAAAGGUUGUAAAGGCUAUUCAUUCAACUGGUCUUAAAGUAAUUGCUACCCAUAUGUGA
Macrosiphum euphorbiae (potato aphid) is the source of this 564-nucleotide messenger RNA. The record is from the annotation of a GenBank genome assembly. Lineage: Eukaryota; Metazoa; Arthropoda; Insecta; Hemiptera; Aphididae.